GGUACCAGGGCUGGGACUUGAAGCACAGAAGAGGCACACAACAGCAUCCAAGCCUCAGAAGAGCACAGGCCUUGCAGUGGCGCCAUCCUGGGCUCAGCGCCAGGUGCUGCCAUUCAGCCCACCCCCUGCUUCCUCGGCCAGCGAAGUUGGGGAGGACAGUCCGUCCUCCCAAGGGACUCUAAAGAUCGCCUCAUACAGAAAGGACUGCAGAGCUCCAUGGAGCACUGGGAUGGCAGAAAUUCAGCGAGGAUGGCCCUGAACUGAUGUCCCUGAAGAGCUGUGAGGGUGAGUCCAGGGCCUCAUUCCCUCCUAGCCUGCUGGAGGAGGAGGAUCCAGGGCCCUGGGCCCAGCGACCACAGAACACCAGUUCAACUGACCAGGAGCUGCUCAGCUCCCUCGGCCUCUCCUGUAAGGCCCUGGUGGCCUCAGGGUGCUUGCCUUUCUUCCGCACCUGUCAGUGGCUCCCGGCCCUGCAGCCUGAGGUUUGCGCGGACCAAGGAGGUCAGACGGCCAGGCAGGAACCACUGGAGGAUGCGGCACCGCCCAGCGGCUUCUUCCCUUACUAUCGCUCCGAGGAAGACACUCUCCCCAGCCUGGUCCUUCCCAGCCAGCAGCACUGGGGCUCCCAGGACGCUCUCUCCGGUGGGGAGACACAGGAGGACUGCUUCUGCGAGACCCCCGUCAGGGAUGGAUACCCUGCUCCGACUUCAUCUCCAGGUCCUCACACUUACUGGCCUGCUGCCCCGUGCUACUGGUCUCAGCAGGGAGCUCCCUUGAUGGUGCUCUGGAUGCUCCUGUCUCCGGGACCCAAGGCCUUUGUGCCUCAGGAUUUGUGCCUUACUACAGAAGCGCCGAGGAGGAGCUGCGCACUGACCCAGGGCCUCCCGCCUCCGUGCCUGGGAGAGACUAGGAGCUGCUGGGGGCUGCGCACUGGCACCCAGCUCUCAGCAAAGGCGGAAGGUGGCUGGAGCUCAAAAAACUGCCCAACAAGGAACGAGCCGCCGCAGCUGAAGUGGUUCUGCCGUGGAAUGACUGCCUGGUCCAGCACUCCAGCCUAGACUGUUCCUCCCGUAGUCUGCCCUAAGCUGGGAGCCGGAAGAGCAGGGACUAGCCCGAGCAACGGAGGAGCACAGGUGCCAGGAGUUCGGUUUUCUAAAUAAACCAUAUCACUAUCACUACA
Chinchilla lanigera (long-tailed chinchilla) is the source of this 1180-nucleotide messenger RNA. RefSeq lists its product as uncharacterized. The record is from RefSeq and is a predicted model, not a curated record. The transcript has 4 exons. The coding region runs from base 264 to 1058 and encodes 264 amino acids. Lineage: Eukaryota; Metazoa; Chordata; Mammalia; Rodentia; Chinchillidae.